Molecule: messenger RNA, 1620 nt
Organism: Colletotrichum truncatum
Lineage: Eukaryota; Fungi; Ascomycota; Sordariomycetes; Glomerellales; Glomerellaceae
Product: DNA-directed RNA polymerase iii
Biological process (GO): tRNA transcription by RNA polymerase III
Cellular component (GO): RNA polymerase III complex
Molecular function (GO): DNA binding
Source: RefSeq, a predicted model, not a curated record
AUGCCUGAGGGAACUCCUCCGGCUCGAGGCGCCGGUAGGGCGAGAGGACGAGGGGCGACGAGAGGCAGAGGACGAGGAGCAGCCACCAGCGCAACACCCAGCGGUGAAACCCCCUCAGGAACCCCGAUUUCUAGACCGUCUUCAGCGCUUGGAACUGCUUCGGCAGCUGGCGCGCCAACUAGAUCCGAUUCAGCAACGCCCAAGCCCACGCGAGGCACUUCAGUUGGCAGAUUUCGCCCCAGGGCGGUUCGCAGAGAUGAGGCAUCGCGAGAUGUUCUUGCUCGGCAGGAGCUGGAGAAGGAUAAUGCGAGGGCAAAGGCUGAAGCACGAGCCCAGGCUCGUUCCCGAGGUCGCAGUCGAAGAGCUCGUGGCGAUGCGAUGGGUAGAGGCGGAAUGAUGUCGCGAGCUGCUGUUGCUAGCGGACCUUUCUCGCAAAUACACUUUGAGGGAGGCUCAAGAUCUUCUGGUGGUUGGGGAGGAGGUGGCGGCGGCUCAGGCUCUGGCGGUGGAUUCUUUGGUGGAGGCGGUCGAGCCAAGAGCGAAAAGGGUGCCUUCGGCGAAGCUUCCGGUCACCGUCGCGAGGCCAGAAUCAACGCCGACAGGCUUGCCGGUCACCUGGUCGACCGUGAGCCAGAUUCCGACGACGAAGCGACGGCUGCCCUCAUCAACUCGAAACCCGAUAAUAUCUGGCCAAUGGGCAUCGCUCGCAUUGACAAGAAGGAAGAAAAGAAGGUCAUUGCAACAACCGCUGAGCUGGAGGCAGCAGAGGAUGGCAAGACAGAAGAAAGUCUAUGGGUGGACGAAGGCGGGACUUGGUCUGGCCCUGUGCCUCAGGUGGAAGAAGAGACCAAAGUCUGGCAUGCAGCCCCCAAGGGUGACGUGCAGGUCAAGGCGGAGCCCGGCACUGAGCCAGGGGCCAUGGAGGUCGAUCUCAGCGUUGUGAAGCCAGCAGACACUGAGACUGAGGAGAAGGUCACACCGGAGCCGAAGGUCAAGAAGGCAUUGGCUGAUCCUGAGGUGGAUAUGAUCACACAGGAUAUGCAACUUCUCCUAAGCGAACUGGGUACCGUUUCCGACGAGAAUUCGAAGGCACCCGAAAACAGCGCUGUGCAGGAUAAGGACGGGCGGCUGUACCUCUUCCAGUUCCCUCCUCUACUGCCACCUUUGCACCCUUCAGUUGCACCCAAAGUCAAACCCGAACCCGAUGAUUUGGUCAUGUUGGAUCAGCCGGCUGGAGGAUCCGUUGACCUUACCAACUCUGAGGACAACAUAAAGCCCAAGAUCGAGGAAGAUGACAGAGACGUCGAUCUUACCGACAUAUCGCAGCUCGUCUCUCAAGCCGGUAUGAUGGGUAAGCUCAAGGUCCGGAAAUCUGGCAAGGUUGAAUUGGACUGGGGUGGACGCACGCUUGAGCUCAGUCCGGCAGCAGGCAUGAACUUCCUCACGACGGCAGUGAUUGUGGAGGAAUCGGACGAGAAAUCAAAGCAGGGAGUCAUUGGUGGCGACAGCAUUGGCAUGGGCAAGAUUAUGGGAAGAUUCGUCCUCGCGCCUACCUGGGGCGAUGAGGAAGAUUGGGUUGUCGAUCCCGAGGAUCUUGUCAUACCCGAAGAAUCUGGGUGA